Adineta steineri is the source of this 1707-nucleotide messenger RNA. The record is from the annotation of a GenBank genome assembly. Lineage: Eukaryota; Metazoa; Rotifera; Eurotatoria; Adinetida; Adinetidae.
AUGUUGGUCACUUCUUCUCAGUCAUCUACACAACGACCACUAGGUUUAUCUGUAGAAGAAUUAUUUGCAUUGGAUCGUCAAUAUCGUCGUAUCGAACAGCAACAACAACAUGUAGCACAAUUACAAGCACAAGCACGUAUAACAUCAUCGAAUCUCAAUCGUUUAGCUAGUCGAUCACUUGAUUUUGUUUCAUCACCAUCAUCAAAUCCAGUAACUAUUCUUCCAUCACUUGAAAUACAUGGUCAUGGAUAUAAUAAUCGAUCACAACCUUCACCAUCAUCCGGUCUUAAUUACCCACGAUCACAUUCCAUAGAUCAUCUCAGAUAUAUACCUCCACCUCUACCACCACCUUCUCUUAUAAAACAUACUUAUCCACAAAGAUCUACAAAAAAUAAUAUUGGACAUCAACAUUAUCAACCAAAGUAUAAAACUUAUUUACAACAACCUAUUACAUCUAAUAGUAAUACAUCAUUAACAGGAAAUAGUUUUAUGUAUGAUUUAUCUCCAUCAUCGAUUGAUUAUUCUGAUAAUCGAGGUUCUUGUAAGCUUCGUCGACAACAUCCAAUUAAACGUGAAUCAUCACGUCGUAUUGUUGUUCGACCUCUUGUUCAUCGACGACGUGAACCAUCACUAAGUUCAUCAUGUGAAUCAUUAGAUGAAACACGUUCAUAUAGUUAUCAUCCUAGAAUCGAAUCAAAUAUGUCACAUUCAUCAGUAUUAUUGGCACCUUCAAAUUCAUUCGUAGAAAGUACAACCGAGGAUUUUUCACCAAAAAAAAUUAAUAAAAUUAUUCAUAAUCAAAUAAAUAAUGAGACAUCAUCUGAUGAUAAUGAAACAAAUCUAUAUGAAAUGCGUAUACCAAUUGGUAAAACAUAUGAUACAUCAGAUAUCAGUGUACAAUUAGAAGGACCAAAAAUUUUAAUACAUUGUCAUACAAUUGAACCAACAGAUAAACGUGGACAUUAUAGUAAACAUGAAUUAAAAACUGAAUUAUUUGUACCAGAUGUUGUUGAUGAUGAAACAAUUGUUGCUUAUUUAACAGAAGAUGGAGAAUUAAUUGUUGAAGGAAAAUAUCAUUUAUGGGCAUGGCAAGAAAUUAAAAAGAAGAGACAUAUUGAACAAAAAGAAAUGAAUAUUUCUCCAUCUUCAGUUAAUCCAAAAUUAACAUCAACAAAAAAUGAUUCAGGAGGUUUGGAACAAGAGGGAAUGAUUAAUUCAUAUGCAUCAAUCAAUAAUCGACCACUACAUAAUACUUUACAUCGAAUUGAACAGCUAGAAAAUAAUCGAACUGUAAUACAUGUUGGUGAGUUAACACCAUCUCAACAACAUUCCGAUACAAAAAGUGUAAGUGACAUUAUAAAUCGUUUUAAUACAUUGAAUAAAAGUUCACUAUUGAAUAUGUACGAUGGACAAUAUUCAUUUACUAGUGAUAAUCCACCUAUACUUAUUUAUCAUCUUCGUUUAUCAUUUGAAACAUUGAUGGAUGAAGUACGUGUACAAUCUGAUCCAAAAUUAAAUAUAUUAAAAAUUUUUAUCGAACAACAAGAGAAAAAUCUAUAUGAAGAACAAUCAGAAAAUAAAAUAAUUAUACGAUCGACAUCACGUAUAUGUCGUUUACCACGAGAUCAUACAUAUGAUUAUACUCGUUUACGUGUGAAUUUUCUGAAAGAUAAUUUCAUUCGUAUUGAAAUACCUACAAUAAAUUGA